Messenger RNA from Megalobrama amblycephala (Wuchang bream), 4928 nucleotides. RefSeq names its product peroxisomal biogenesis factor 6 (gene pex6). Gene Ontology annotation, biological process: protein import into peroxisome matrix. The record is from RefSeq and is a predicted model, not a curated record. Gene Ontology annotation, molecular function: ATP hydrolysis activity; ATP binding. The transcript has 17 exons. NCBI's taxonomy places the organism in Eukaryota, Metazoa, Chordata, Actinopteri, Cypriniformes, Xenocyprididae. Gene Ontology annotation, cellular component: cytosol; peroxisomal membrane. The coding region runs from base 33 to 3254 and encodes 1073 amino acids.
CUCGUUUUACUGCGCAUGCGCGCGUAUUCAACAUGGCGGCCCCUGUGAAGCUGCAGUGUCUUGAUGACUUUCCAUCACAUAUUCAUCCUCUGCACGUGCUUAUCAACAAAUCACAAUUCACUCAACAGUUUCCAGACUACACUGAACCCACAUACGCGCUGUUAUUUUCAUCGACGGACAAACAGUCACCCUCUAAUCGGGGCUUUUUGGUGUGCGCGCACAUCACUCCAGAUGAAGACACCGAUGUAAACAUUUACACGUGUCUCGCUGUUUAUGCGAGUAGAUCUUUCUUUAAACACUACGGAUUGAAGGAGCAUUCACUGGGAACGGUUCGUCCACAGUCCCUGCUGCCUUUAAAGAAGAUUGUGAUCGGUGCUCGGACAAAGCAGAGCUUUAAAUGGGCUUCUUCAGAGAAGUUCUGCAAUGGUCUGUUGGUCCUGGCGUCCUGUCACGGACAGACUCUGCUGGCGAGGCAGGGCGACGCGCUUCUGAUACCCUACCAUCAUUUACUAGGUGAAGAAGCAGCGCAGGUGCAGAUGUCAGAUGUGAUGGUGCUGGAGUGCGCACCUGUCAGCCAGGGCAAGAUAACAGUGGACACGAGUGUGGUGGUGUCAGACUGCAGAGAUCUGGACCUGACCAACACCAGCAUCAUGAGCAGACUGUCAGGUUCCUCUCUGUUCGUCUCUGAUUUCGCCCAGUAUGCCAACAGUUUGAGUUCUGGCAGCUCUUUGUUGAACAGCAAAGUAUUGGACUUCAGUGCUUUUUUACAGGCUCUUGAAUGCAGACUUGACAUCCGGGUGGUUCAUGUCUCAGAUCUCCAGAAACCAGGAGGAAUUCUGUCCAGACUAGAGCAGAAUGAAGGCUUGGACAUCGACAGCACUAUUUUCGUGAGCAAGAGCUUGUUACUGAAGCUGGGUGUGUUUAACGGGGAGUGGGUCAUUGCAUCUGUCCCAGCAGACAAGGCCAAGAAGACGCCUCUGGCUCAGAGUCCUGUCACUGGUCAACGUGAAAGCAGCUGUAAAGUUCCCUAUAAGAGGCAGGGGCGUGUUCAUCUGGCUGCAAUCAAAGCCUUUGACAUGGUUAGACACCAAGACAUGGAUGGAAAUGACAAUGUGGGCUUCAUUUCACCAGUUCAGUGGUUUAACCUGUCAGAUGGGAUGGCAGUACCUGUUGGAAAUAAGGCCAUUAAAAUUAAGAGGUGGAAUAAGGUGUCAUGGCACACUGAGUCUCAGAUGUCCGCAAGCGCGUGUCGAUCUGCUAUGCCGACGUUUGCGAAAGAGCUGCGCAUUGAAGCCAUCAUAUCGCCCGACUACAGCUCGCACGGGCCGUUCGACAGCAUCCUCUACAAACACUUCAGCACACCCAGGCUUGUUCAGCAGGGGAAUAUAUUGGGAAUCCCAUCGGAAGGACAUCCUGAUCUUAUAGAGAACAGCUCUGAAGGAAUCCUCAGGUGGCCAGUGCUGUAUUUCCAAGUAAAGCAGGUGUGUGGUUUUUCUGCUGAAGAGGAAGAGGUUUCUUCAUAUCUGGCUGAUUCCAGUCACACUUCACUAUACAUGGGAGGCGCCACCCACAGCCCGUCUCCCUGUUCUGUGCUGCUGAAGGGUUUGUCUUUCUGGACGAGUCUCUGUCCUCCUGGUCUGUCCAGCACUGUGGAGCAACUGCUCACUAUCAUCCAACCGCACCUCACUGAAAGCUCUCUUACAUUAAAGCGAGGCUGUUCAGUUCUUCUGAUGGGUCCGAACGGCACUGGUAAAGUUACGGCGGUGAAAGCAGCUAGCAGGAGGCUUCAUCUGCAUCUGAUUAAAGUGGACUGCGUCACUCUCUGCGCCGACACUGCAGCUGCUUGCGAGGCUAAGAUGAAGUCUGUCUUUGAGAGAGCAGAGCUCCAUCACCCAUGUGUUUUGUUGCUAAGAAACCUGCAGCUACUCGGCCAACCACGGGAUGGCACUGAGGCAGACUCCAGGGUCACGUCCACACUCUGCCAACUCGUAGCAGCUGUUCAUGCCAGUGUGGUUGUAGUGGGGUCUGUGAGCAGCCAGAGAGAGUUGUCCUCAGAUGUGAUGGCAGCGUUUGUGCACCAGGUGGUGAUAGAGAGUCUCUCUGAGGAGCAGCGGAGGACGAUGCUGUCCAGUCUCAGUGAGGACCUGCUGUUGGGAAAAGACGUCAAUCUGGGCAAGAUAGCCAAACAGACAGCUGGUUUCGUUUUAGGAGAUCUUUGCGCACUUCUUAACAAUGCUGGAAGAGCCGCUCACAGAAGACUUCUGAAGACGUAUUUUCCAGAUGCGGCGAGUGAACUGGAAGAGGAGGAUUUGUGUGUCUCUGGGGUGAGCAUCACGUCUGAGGACUUCAGCACAGCACUGGAUGUCCUGCAGGAGGCGCAUUCACAAGCCAUUGGAGCACCAAAAAUCCCGUCAGUGAGAUGGCAGGACGUCGGUGGACUGCAGCAGGUUAAGAAGGAGAUUCUGGACACUAUUCAGCUUCCUCUGGAGCAUCCAGAGCUGCUCUCACUGGGGCUGCGGCGCUCCGGUCUGCUGCUCUAUGGGCCGCCUGGCACUGGAAAAACUCUGCUGGCUAAAGCCGUAGCCACCGAAUGUACCAUGACCUUCCUCAGUGUGAAGGGUCCUGAACUCAUCAACAUGUAUGUUGGUCAGAGUGAAGAGAACAUUAGAGAGGUGUUCAGUAAGGCCAGAACUGCUGCUCCCUGCAUUAUUUUCUUUGAUGAGCUGGACUCUUUGGCUCCUAAUAGAGGCCACAGUGGAGACUCAGGAGGGGUGAUGGACAGGGUUGUGUCGCAGCUUUUAGCAGAGCUCGAUGGUCUUCAUUCGUCUGGAGACGUCUUUGUGAUCGGAGCAACUAAUCGCCCCGAUCUGCUGGACCAAUCACUGCUCAGGCCUGGCAGAUUUGAUAAAUUGGUGUAUGUUGGAGUGAAUGAAGACAGAGAGUCACAGCUGCAGGUUCUGAAGGCAAUCUUACGCAGGUUUAAAGUGGAUCCCAGCGUGUGUCUGUCAGAGGUUGUGGAGUCCUGCCCUCCUCAGCUGACCGGAGCUGAUCUCUAUGCACUCUGCUCGGACGCCAUGAUGUGCGCCAUCAAAAGGAAGAUUUCGCUCAUCACUGAAGGUGUGGAUUCGGAGGCCGGCGCUCUGACUCUGUCUUCAGAAGACUUCAGACAGGCUCUGUCAGGCCUUCAGCCAUCCGUCUCUGAACAGCAGCUCAACAGAUACAAACUCAUCCAGCACAAAUUCACCACAAAAUAACACUCUGCCAACUGAAAUCAUUCCUCCAGUGGUAACUGCUGAAGCUGAAUGCUUUGCACCGUGUCCUAACCAGACCUGACAUGAUAAAACUACUCUCAUUGGUCCAUCUAACUAAAUAUUAAACACAAGAUAUCUUCUGAUUGGCUGUGAUUGUGUCAUGUCGCAUUAUCACCUUCAUUGUGCACCAACAGAGAGAGACUUGGUGGUUAGGACACAGUAGAAUAAUUUUCGGUAAUGUUUUAAAAAUGAAAAACUGAAUAAGAGUGUAAAUUAUGUAGUAAGUGGAACCUGCUCAUGUUUACUUUCCUAUCCCGCAGAAUUUCUUUGCAUCUUCCUUAAUGGGUUUCAUGCUUGAACGGAAAUCAGUCAGGCUGAAAAAUGCAGAAUCAGAAGGCCAUUGACUUCAUGCCUAUAGAUAAGAUUAAAUAUAGCAAGAGAUGAUUUAUGACUAGCACCGCAAUAACCAUAACUAAAGAGAAACCGUUCAGCUAGACAGUGUGAGUUAAUAGUCGUGUGUUUGUGAUGGACACUAUAACAGUGUUUUUCGUAAAGAAAAAAACACAAAAGAAAAUAGAACAAUUCACAUGAAUCUUCCUCCUCAGGGAUUUGAUUUUAACAUGCAUUGGUCACACUUUAUAUUAAGUGCUUAGUUUUAGAUCAUUCAAGUAAUAAUUAAUCAAUUAAUUUGCUAUGCAAAUGUUAAAAAGAGCUGAUAACAGUGGUUUAUGUCUGUACAUUUUUAGAAAUGUUAAUGAGAAUAAUAAUAAAAAAAAAAAAAAAAGGUUUACAUUUUCUGGUUUUAUAAAUGUGUAAUUACUACUUAAUUACCAUGUUGUUACUACAUAUAUAACAAAGGACAAUUGGGACGACUUAAUAUAAAGUGUUACCUUGUUUAUUCAAAAAGUUAAUGAAACGAAAACUCUGAAAGUAAACGUAUGUGAUCCUUCAAACAAAUCUAUGUGUCUGCUUUGACAUAGUAGCUCAAGAUAGAAGACAAGAUGAACACAAAAGACAAAAUUGUUUAAAAGAGAAAUUGUGAAAAUUUCAAACUGUUCAAGCAUAUAUUUUGACUUAUUGUGCUGUGGCUUGUUGCUGAAAGCAAGUGUGAAUGGGUGAAUCUCAUGAAAAUCGUCCAGAAAUGUCAUAUUUCACCCCAAAAUCAGAUGAAAAGAUGAAAAAAUUGUAAUUUAUAAUUUGAAAAUAUAAUUUUUAAAAUAUUUUCAUGAAAUAUAUAAAUUAUAGUUUGCUUAAAAUUGUAAUUGUAUUAACAAUAUAUAUAUAAAUAUAUAGUAAUUUUAAUAAUUUGUGCUCAGGCAGGAUGACAGGAGGCAGGAUGAUAUUUAUCACUGUACUAUAGUAAUGAGAAUCUAAUGGGAAUAACUAUUGAGAAAAUAAAUUGUGCAGAUAUGUAAUGAGUAAUGAGAAUUUGAGUAAAAUGUACCUAACUGUAGUGAAAAUAAUGUCAGUGUAAAAAAAAAAAGGCAAAUAUAAUUUCUUCUUAUUUUUUUUAUUCUGAUUUUGAGGCUAUUUAUGAGCCAGAUUUGACAUGCUUCGUGAGAUUCACCUAACAAAUAGAACAGUUUUUAAUCAAAAUAUGAAUUAAUAAUUAUGUGGAUGUCUUCUUAGUUGCAUAAGUGUCAAAUAGCUGCUUGAAAUAAAAAAAAAUCAAUCAUG